CCUUUUGCUCUCAUCUCUGCUCCUUCAUUCUAUACUGAAAUAUGCCUGACACCCUCAUCCCCGAAGGCUACACCUUCCUCAACCCCAGCCAGAUGAUGUCGAAGAAGGGGAAGGAGCUAGCUAUCCAGCUCUUCGAGGAUGGGGACAAGCGCGACCCAGACUUACAUGACAUGUACAUCUACAACGAUUUCUUCGCGUACGGCUGUCUCGACCUCAUCGACAAGUGCUUGAGUACUCUGCAUACCCAAAUUGCCAAGAAGAACUGGCCGCUAUGCAUGUCGUACCUGGAGGCUCUCACCAUCUUCAUGCUGCGCAAUGACGCGUGGGGCAUGGCCGACGACGGCGAACGCGUCGAUCUCACCGCGAAGGCAUACGGCGCGUGCCUCGUCACCGUCCUGCGCGCGCUCAAGAAGAAUGGACAGCUAAACACCGACGCGUAUCCCGCGCUUGGAUACCUUCUCAAGAACGCCGCCGCCCUCGGCGAAUGUGUCCAGGGCAUCAACGCCGGCUCUGAUUUUGCCUCCGUCUGCAAAGGCAUUGGCAAACGACUAUUCAAAGAUCAGUCGGUCGAGGAGAUGAAGGCGCUGCACCUCGCGAGGCAGAAGGAGUGGUUCGAGGGCUUGGAGGGGGAGGAGCGGAAGACUAUGGAGGAGGUUAUGAAUGAGUCGGACGAUGACGAGGAUGAAGAAGAAGAUGAUGAUGAGGACGAGGAUAUGGAGGAAGGUGGCGCGGAGGACCAAGGCAAGAAGGAGGGCAAGCCGUGGUGGAGCGGAGGAAGGGAGGGCGCGGAGGAUGAGAAGGACGCAGACUUCGUCCUCAGUCGCGUGUGGAAGGAGUACAAGGAUUAUUUGUCGGAUGUGCCCACGAAGCCGCUGCGCGGGCCGCCGCAGUGGGACCUGACGAAGUGGAGCAAGGCGGACAAGGCAAGGUUCAGUUUCGACGCGAUGGACGAUUGAUGCAGCUUCGUCACGUUGGCUGAUUGACAUAUAAAGAUGCUGGAUUUCUUGGUCGUAUUCCUUUCCUGCUACGCUAUUGUUGUCUUCCUCGACCUUGGGGUUAUUCUUGGUAAUGUACGUGCUAUGCGACUGACUGCUGACGCGCUUCGUCAUAUCAAUAUAUAGGCUAUAGUUAUACGAAGUCUUUUGAGCCGUGUUCAGUAUGCCCAAAGCAGACGCCCAUGUAUUCUUCUCCCAGCUGGCUGGCAAAAAUAUCGCGACCUUCCUAUGCCAUCGACAGGUUCU
This is a messenger RNA of Schizophyllum commune H4-8, 1241 nucleotides long. RefSeq lists its product as uncharacterized. The coding region runs from base 42 to 956 and encodes 304 amino acids. The record is from RefSeq and is a predicted model, not a curated record. Lineage: Eukaryota; Fungi; Basidiomycota; Agaricomycetes; Agaricales; Schizophyllaceae. The transcript is spliced from 5 exons.